Molecule: messenger RNA, 4146 nt
Organism: Sitodiplosis mosellana (orange wheat blossom midge)
Lineage: Eukaryota; Metazoa; Arthropoda; Insecta; Diptera; Cecidomyiidae
Product: facilitated trehalose transporter Tret1-like
Exons: 11
Coding region: 89-1519 (476 amino acids)
Biological process (GO): transmembrane transport
Cellular component (GO): membrane
Molecular function (GO): transmembrane transporter activity
Source: RefSeq, a predicted model, not a curated record
UUUAUUAAGGCCGUUUGGUUAUUCUUAAAUUCGGCGCGACAGCGAUCAGACAAGCUUUCAUCGGAUAAAAAUUAAUUAUUUGCUUAAAAUGAUGGAUGGAACAAAUGUACCCUUCCAAUUGACUAACGUACGGAAUCAAUAUCUCGCUGUGCUUGCAGCUAACAUAAUUUACUAUGGGCAUGGAUGUGGACUUGGUUGGAAUUCACCAGCUGUCCAAAUACUAAAAGAUCCGAUCAAAACUCCACUUGAAAGUGGCCCUUUAGACAACGAGGAUGUCUCAUGGAUCGGAUCGAUAAAUUGUAUGGGCGCAUUAUUCGGGUCACUUUUCUGCGGUUAUUUGAUAUCUCUGUUGGGCUGCAAACGUACAUUGCUAUUUAUGAGCGUUCCGUCUGCUACAUUUUGGCUGUUGAUUUAUUUUGGGAAUUCAUACUACCACAUUCUUUUGGGCAGAUUCAUCAGCGGAUUCUACGGCGCAGGUAUACAGACGGCACAGUGUCUGUAUGUUACAGAGAUAGCAAACGAUAAUAUUCGUGGACGAUUAGGAAGCUUUUGGCUAUUCAUACGAAAUAUCGGUAUUUUGACUGCCUAUAUAUUUGGAUCGACGCUUGAAUACAGAGAAAUCCCGUGCAUUUGUAUUUGUAUACCCAUCACAUUUGCUAUAAUUUUCUUUAUGUUUCCGAAUACUCCUCGAUUUCACCUGUACAAAGAACACACUUUGGCAGCAGAAAAUUCGUUAAAGUUCUAUAAAGGUUACAAAGGAGAGAGCAACGAAGAAGACGAGGCGAUUUACAAAGAAUUGGAAAGGCUGAAAUCGAUUGUACAUGAACAGAAAGCCGAAGUAAAAUUGCAAGCAUCAGACUAUUUCAAUAGUACCGCAUUGAAGGGAUUAGCCAUAGCUGUGACUCUUACCGUUCUGUCAACCUUCACUGCCAAUCACACACUCAUCAAUUAUUCGGUGAUGAUAUUUGAGAGAGCCGAAACAAAUAUUGACCCUUAUCUUCAGUCCAUUGUUCUUGCCAUCGCACUCAUUCUCGGCUCACUGUCAACUACCUACUUCGCUGAUAUACUCGGCCGAAAAAUCUUGUGUUCAAUCUCAUUUUUGGGCUCGGCACUUGGAUUGCUUUCGUUAUCACUCUAUCAUUACCUUCAUCUGAAUGGCAAUGACUUAUCAGCAUUCGCAUGGGUCCCAGUGACUAGUUUAUCAUUUGUAAUAUUCAUAUCUGCUGCGGGCGUAUUACCAAUGACAAUGAUUUGUGGCGUAGAAUAUAUUCCGCCAAAGAUUCGAACGUUUGGCAUGGCAAUAAUUGUGUUCGCUACAAAUUUAGCUGCAUUCGGAGCGGUUAAAGCAUUUCCUAUUCUCUUAGAUUCUUUGGACCUUUAUGGUUGUAUGGUGAUCCAUGGAGUGGGUUGCUUAGUUGGAACAGUGUUUGUAGUUUAUGUUCUGGAAGAAACGACCGGUAAAUCCUUAGACAAUGUUGGUGUUGAUGAAAAAACAACAGAUGAACUUAAUAGCAUUUAGUGAAAUGAGGCACUUGGAAAAAUAAAUGUUUUUAUAAAGAAACUGAAAGAUAUUAGAUAAGAUAGAUUUGAUAAGAAAAAUUAUGAUGUGAUAUCAUCCAAAUUAGAACGAAUUUGCAAUGAUAAACCUAUGAUAAACUCAGUUAGACCAUUUGAUCUAAAAUCAAAAUUGUUACCAAAUGAAGAUAACGCUUAUCGCAAGAUUUAGUAGUGAAGCUUAGCUAUUUGCCAGGUAAAUAUAUUUGAUAUUACGUGUGCAAAAGGUGUUGAUUCUAUUAUUAUAGAAGAAAGAUCAUCAUGAUGUAGUCAAAAGUUGAAAUUGUGGAUAAUAUGUGGAAGUAACGUUAUUACAUAUCAAAGUUUGAUAGUUAUCAGCUUAUUGAUGAGUGUAUUUAUUGGGAUUUCCGCUGAAAAAGAAGCUACUUUAACCUACUAAAAUUUAUUGUGUUUUCGAGUACACACUACACAGUGAAGUGAUGUAAUAUCUAAUAAAAAUCUUAACGUGACCGACGUAUUACGUAUGCAAAAGUAACGUAUAAACAAGUGCACAACAAGAUAGUGAAUGAAUAUUUCUCUUUUGUGUAUGGAAUAUAUCGAAUUGAUUAAUAACACAGACUCUACUCGAUAUAAAACGUACAGAUUGAGUGAAAUAACCGGAAUAUUAACCUCACGUUUAUUGUUUCCAACUGAAAAGCUAAAAUUAAAGCGACAAAAAUGAUUAUGUUAGAGAAUUUUAAUAUUUUGUCAAAUGUACAAAAUCAGCUAUAUGCAACGAUCAUAGCAAAUUUUGUGAUAAUUUCGUAUGGAAUGUUCACGGGAUGGCUUUCGCCAGCUUUGCCCUUGCUCAUUUCCGAGGAUACACCACUCCAUACGGGACCAAUGACCAAUGCAGACUUGUCAUGGAUUGGUGGUGCCGUCAGCAUUGGCGCUGUGGUUGGUACCAUUCUAUUUGGGGUUUUGUCAGUUAAGUACGGAUCUAAAUUGGCUAUGACGUGUUGUGCCCUUCCGUGCAUUGCAUUUUGGAUUCUCAUUUACAUUGGUGAUACAUUUUAUUAUGUAUUUUUUGCACGUUUAUUUGGCGGAGUGGCUGGCGGCGCAUUUCUCAACGUUGAAACUUAUGUCCACGAAAUAGCAAACAACAAAAUUCGCAAUCGUCUCGGUUCGAUUCUUCCGUUGGCCAAAAAUGUCGGCAUUGCAAUGUCAUUCAUUGGUGGCUCCUACAUUCCAUACGGAUACAGAGCGAUGUUUUUCAUUGUGAUUCCACUAAUCUACCUAGUUUGGGUGACAACAUUGCCAAACACGCCACAACACUAUCUCCAGAAAGAUAAAUUUCUAAAAGCAGAGAAAUCGAUCAAAUACUACAACGGAUGCGAGGGUAAAAGUGAUCACGAAAAGGCCAUUUUUAAAACGGAAUACCAAAAGUUUAUUGCAAAUGAGCAAGAACGACGAAAACGUACGAAAAUCGAGUUGAAAGACUUUCAGAAUCGUAUGGCUCUGAAGGGAUUUGCUACGAGUUUUGCGAUGGCUUGGCUUAUGCAAACGACGGGUAUCGUUAUCAUCAUCAAUUAUGCGUCGUUAAUUUUCCAAGAAUGCGGAACAUCGUUGAGUGUAAAUGCGUCUUCAAUCGUUCUGGCCAUUAUACAAAUUGUUGGUGGUGUGGUAUCAACAUUACUGGGUGACUUUAGACGCAAAACAACGCUAUAUUUUUCCUUAUCAUGUUCAGCAUUUGGUUUAUUUAUAUUCACUCUAUAUUCGUAUCUGCGCCAUAGUGAAUAUGAUGUUUCACAUUUUCUUUGGCUACCCGUAAUAUCGUUAUCUUUCGUCAUUUUCACAUCUUCCGUUGGCAUUGUGGCCAUUUCUAAUGCAUGUGCAUUGGAGAACUUUUCACCGAAGGUUAGUAUAGAUGGAGGAUAUACAAGUGGAGGAUGGCACGCGGGGCUUACUUGUACUUUCACAAAUAAACAAAAUUAUUUGUCCCCAAACGGUUAAUAUUUCUAAUCUAUUCGGCCCAUCGGCGUAAUGUUUCAUUCGUUGUGCCUUAAUGCAGUUGCUUUUGUCGGCGACAUAUUCUUUCCAAUAUCAUUAGAAGUAGUCUAUCUGCAUGGCUCUAUGUUGAUUCUCGGAAUCAAUUGCUGCGUUGGACUCAUUUGUGUCGCUUUCAUGGAUGAAACUAAAGGCACAUCGAUCGAUUCGGUUGAUCCACCUGAGAACAAUGCGCCAGUACCUAAACCGAGUCCAAUGCCAUCGCUGUCAAUGAGACAACAUCUACGCAAUAAGUUAUCAGAUCAUUUCUAAUCUUGUUUUUUUUUUCUCUUGCUAGAUUGUAAUUCGUGUUGGAUUUAGGCAAAUUUUAAGGCUAUUUAUUUUUACAUUCAACCAAAACUGUGUGUUUUCUAUUUGCACAAGAUCUUUUUGUUUUCUUCUAAGAAACGCUAGAAUUGUAUAUGGCGGAAAUCUACUAUGAAUAUUUAUUUUGAAAAUUUGUUUUGAAAUCUGAAUUCAAAAUCUCGAAAAAUAUGCAAAGAAAUUCACUACGCAAUUAUAUAAUUUAUAAAUUAUAAUAACAAACAACUCUGUAAACAAACGGGUGAUAAUAAAAGCUGUGGCUAAUCAUUUACGACUAUCAAA